UUCGUCAGGCAUUCUUUUGAAACCAUGUAGCGCUGCCUGAAGCAUGAAGUCAUGCAGCCGGCCCAGGCCAUUUGGGAGUCCCGCUACCUCAACUCCACGGAGGCCUAUGCCGUGGUGCUCCGAUCCCUGGGGCGGCAGAGUUGGUGGCGACGGGCAGUGGAAAUGUUCCUGGAGAUGCCAGAGAAGCAGUUGGCUGUGGACCUCCGAGCGCUGAACGGCGUGCUGAGCGCUUGCGAGGAGGGUGGUGCCUGGCCAUGGGCGAUUCAACUGAUGGCUGAUGCCGUACCGGAGCUCUUGCCGGACGUGCCCUGCCUUCGAAAGGCUUUGAGCAGCUGUCGCAAGGGAUGUGCCUGGCGCUGGGCACUUGUGCUUCUGGAUGACUUUGAAGGCUUCGGCUUUCUGGUGGACGCCACCACCCUCCGCCAGGCCAUUGCCGCCUGUGAAGGCGCAGGCCGCGAAGCCAGAGAUGCCAAAGUUGCAUUGGAACGACGUCGGAAGCGGCAGGAGGUGGCCCAUGAUGCUCGUUGGCCAAUCCAGAAGAAGCCCGUCAAAACAGAAGUCUCCGAGCGGAGGACCAUGAAGCAAGAAGCUAUGAAGAAAUUGUCGAUGGGCACAACUUCAGGGCCGGAGGCGAUGGGAUAUAUUUCGCUCCUGCGAGCCAACUUCAAGCUGAGCUGUAAGGAGUACACGAUGCUCAUCUCUUUCUUGUCCACUCGGACCUUGUGGAAGAGUGCGCUCACGCUCUUUUCGGAGAUGCCGGAGCGUGAAGCCAUUCCAGACCAAACCGCCUACACCACGGCGAUCGCAGCAUGCCGUUUGGCCAAGCGCUGGACUCACGCGCUGGAGCUCUAUGCGAAGAUGUGCGAUGAGCUGAUGCCACCCACGAUCUCCACCUUGAAUGCGUUGAUCUCAGUCUGUGGUCAGUCUGAACGCUGGCGGGAGGCCUUGUUGGUCUUCGAAGAGAUUGCAGGGUUUUCGCUCCGCCCGGACGGGGUGACGUUGAAAGCGACCUUGGAAGCUGCCACCGAGGGCCGGCAGUGGCCCUUGGCGUUGCGCCUCUUGAGAGCCACCCCGCAGCCGGAGGCCUACCACUUCAAUCAAGCUCUUCGCGCCUGUGAGAGGUCCUCCUGCUGGCGCGAGUCGCUGCAGUUGUUGAAGGCUUUUUUUUCGUGGAGAACAGAGGGACAGCAAGGAUAUCCGGGACAGCAAUUUGGCGCCCUCCUUGCAGCAGUACCACUUUGGCAUCUCUGCUGUCAGUGCCGCAAGCUAUUGGAGUCUGGCCUUGGCCUUGCUGGCGGAGGCGGAGCAGAGUGGGCAGCGAGCACGGCCCGAAAGUGUGGAGGCAGUGCUCAAUGCCUGCCUGGUGGCAAGGCAGUCGGCCUUUGCUUGGCAGCUCUUGCCGAAGGGUUUGGAGCGAGGAAGUAUAGUCUCGGCGACGGAAAUGGUGGCAUCCCUCUACCAGACCCCAUGGCAGGAGACUCUGGAGCAACUAGCAGCCUGCCCCUCCUCCUGGCUUGCCGGAACGUUCCGGCCUGCCUUGCGCGCGAGCCGGGCGCCUGGAGCCUCAACAUUGGCCAAGAAACUGGCGGCCAAAAAGCAAGCGCAUAG
Molecule: messenger RNA, 1608 nt
Organism: Durusdinium trenchii
Lineage: Eukaryota; Dinophyceae; Suessiales; Symbiodiniaceae
Source: the annotation of a GenBank genome assembly